Molecule: messenger RNA, 636 nt
Organism: Carica papaya (papaya)
Lineage: Eukaryota; Viridiplantae; Streptophyta; Magnoliopsida; Brassicales; Caricaceae
Source: RefSeq, a predicted model, not a curated record
GCUCGUGUUGAACAUAUACGAAAGUGAAGGAUGUCGACUCCUGCAAGGAAGAGAUUGAUGAGAGAUUUUAAGAGGUUGCAGCAAGACCCGCCUGCUGGAAUUAGUGGUGCUCCUCAAGACUCUAAUAUUAUGCUCUGGAAUGCAGUUAUAUUUGGGCCUGAUGACACCCCAUGGGAUGGAGGUACGUUCAAAUUGACACUUCAGUUUACGGAAGAUUAUCCAAAUAAACCGCCAACUGUCCAUUUUGUUUCUCGGAUGUUCCACCCUAACAUUUAUGCAGAUGGAAGCAUUUGUCUGGACAUUCUACAAAAUCAAUGGAGUCCAAUAUAUGAUGUUGCAGCUAUACUCACAUCGAUCCAGUCCUUGCUCUGUGACCCGAAUCCAAACUCUCCUGCAAAUUCAGAGGCUGCAAGAAUGUUUAGCGAGAACAAGCGUGAAUACAAUCGGAGAGUCCGCGAAAUUGUUGAGCAGAGUUGGACUGCUGAUUGAUUUGUCCAAUAGCUUGUCUGAAUAACAAUGUAACUUGCACAUUAUGUUGAAACUCUUUUGACUUGAUAUGCUUUGCUGCUUUUAUUAGGACGGUUGGGCCUCUUAUAUCAAAAUGUUUGCUGUACCUGCUUAUUCGCAGUUUGUCAA